UCUUUGGCUGCAAAAUAUGGGGAACACCUGAUACCUGGAACCCAGUUGUUCUAGUCCUCUGACUAACGGUCCCUUAGCUACGGCUUGGGCAGCCCUGCUUUGCGGCGUGCCUGUAGAGUUCCGACAAACCAAAAGGCAGAUUCUUCACUUUUCACCAGGGCACCUACUUGCUCUCAGCAUAAGCUCGAGCCUGCUCCCCCAAGAAGCUAGUGGGUACAUUGUUGCCCAUCUUCAGGCAAAGAAACCUCCACAGCCGAGCCCCCACCAGCCAUGAAGAGAAAUUUGUUUGAAGUGGAAGCCGCAAAUCAAAUUCGCCAACGGAAUUGAUCUCAACCCCUUUAUGAGAAAGGAAAACAUGCGGAAUGGCGGAGGUGGUGACGAUUUCCCACAAGCAGAAUGUCUGCCGUGUCUUGGCCAUUUGCUGGGUGAAAAUAUGACUGAUUUCUCGCCAUCAAUCGAGACCAUUCAUAUCCGCUGGGGCCUCACUUCUUUGGAAAGAAUUAAACCAUAUGGGCCUUCACUAUGUCAGACGGCCUUCACUUCACCAAGCAGCCUUCACUUUACCAAACAGCCUUCACUUUACCAAACAGCCUUCACUUUACCAAACGGCCUUUACUAUAUCAAACGGCCUUCACUAUAUCAAACGGCCUUCACUUUACCAAACAGCCUUCACUUUACCAAACGGCCUUUUGAUCAGACAAGCCUAGUAAGAAAGGAUCAUGCUCGAGUUCAGGCUAUAGAGAUCUGUCCCGCCACAGUCCAUAUUUCUGGAAGGCACCGGAGAACAGUGGAAGGAAUCACGGCGGUUGAGGUUGCUGUCGUGCUGUCUGAUCAGCACACACUUGGAAUCUCCAGGCGUCUUCAAGGAUGAUGAUACUGCUGGAAAGAGCCAGCAGGAGGCCUUCUCGCAGCCCAAUCAGGAUAAUGGCUUCCGGGGUCCCUUCGUACUUGGAAUGAAGUUCCAAGCAGUGGUUCCUGCCCAAGCCUCAUAGAAAACGAGCUUGAGCACAUCACGAAGGGCACCCAUUCCCGGCCGUCGACAU
This is a messenger RNA of Metschnikowia bicuspidata var. bicuspidata NRRL YB-4993, 1043 nucleotides long. RefSeq lists its product as uncharacterized. The coding region runs from base 341 to 871 and encodes 176 amino acids. The transcript has a single exon. Lineage: Eukaryota; Fungi; Ascomycota; Pichiomycetes; Serinales; Metschnikowiaceae. The record is from RefSeq and is a predicted model, not a curated record.